Messenger RNA from Aspergillus fijiensis CBS 313.89, 651 nucleotides. RefSeq lists its product as uncharacterized. Bases 88 to 468 code for a protein of 126 amino acids. The transcript has a single exon. The record is from RefSeq and is a predicted model, not a curated record. NCBI's taxonomy places the organism in Eukaryota, Fungi, Ascomycota, Eurotiomycetes, Eurotiales, Aspergillaceae.
GUUUUGCGUCAUUUCACGAUGGGUCUCUUUUGUGUGUCAUAACCAGUCUGCUAUUAUUUCUGCGAAAGUUACCCUCUAUAGCUCUGGAUGAGCAUUUUCUCCUGUGCUACGUACUUCAUAUGCGAGCGCUUUAUUUUUCCUUUAGCAGCAUUUGAGCUCUGUUUCUAUUUCUAUCAUAUCUUAUCCUAUUUUAUCUUGAUGUUUCUACUUCUUACCUCCCCCUCCAAUUCCCCUCUCAUCCAGUCUGUUGUAUGCGUUUCGUUCCAUUCCAAUGCCUCUCAACCCCUAUCUUACAUUGAUUAUUAUGUCUUAUGGGCCUCCACAGGUCUUAUCCUUAUGUGUACGACAGCAAUCGGAUUUGUUUCAUUUGCGCAUUGGUUCCCAUAUACUCCCUGGGCAGGCUUUUUGCGAAAAGUUCAUCUGAGAUUCCCCUUUCAUGAAGCAAUCCAAUCAAGUGUCUCGUUCUGAGGAUGUCGCGCUGUGCUUUCUGAUCGUUUUGUGGGCCUGUAUAACAUUCACCCGUUGCGGCGUCUUCGCCAUUUAUUCCUUCAAUUCUGUUCCCUGUGGAACAUACCGUUUUCGAUACAUGCUUUAAUGCUUUCUCUCUCUCGCGCGACGGUGUCAUAAACGAAUACCUCUGAUCUAUGUCGU